CGUUGCUUAUGGGACUUGGAGGAUGGCCGACGCUCGAAGCCGCCGGGGGCUGCCGCCGGCGCCGCUGCCGCUGCCGCUGCUGCCGCUGCUGCUGCUGGUCCUGUGCCUGUGCGCCGUGGGCCUCGCGAGGGAGGUGGGUCCCGCUCGGGACUUAGAGGUCGCCGCCAGCCACCAUAAGGGGCACCACUCGGAGGAGGAAGGCGGCAAGGAGCACCACCACCAUCAUCACGAGGAGCACGGGGAGAAGGGUCAUAAGGGCCACAAGAGCCACCAUCACCACGACAAGGGCGAGCACGGGGAGCACGACAAGGACCAUCACGAAGGCCAUCACGAGGAGCACGGUGGGCAUCACAAGCAUCACCACGACGAAGAGGGCGAGCACGGCGAGCACCACGAGGAGAAGAAGGGCCACAAGGGCGGCAAGUUCGGGGAGAAGAAAGGCCAUAAGAAGGGCCACAAGACCAGUGGCUACCACCACAAGGUGCACAAGGACGAGUAUCACAAGGAGCACAAGUUCUACGACGACUACCAUAAGGGCGGCCACCACGAGAAGCACGGACAUCACCACGGGCAUCACGGCAGCAAAGAAGGACACCACAAGAAGGGCGGACACCAUCACAAGGGCCAUCACGAGGGUCACAAGGGCAAGAAGGGUCACGCGUCCAAGGGACACCACGACGAAGACCAUAAAGGUCAUCACGGCAAGCACGGACACGAAGAGCAUCACGGUCAUCACGAGAAGCACGAGAAGAAGGGUGGACAUCAUCACGGGAAGAAGCAUCAUUAUAAAAAGGGAUAGACUCGAGGAUGACGAGGAUGACUUGCAAUCACCACUAAAGUGCCACGAUUACAUAACUUUACCUCCUUUUCACACACAUCUUUCUUACGCUCUUAUUUCAUUCUUGUA
Molecule: messenger RNA, 907 nt
Organism: Ceratosolen solmsi marchali
Lineage: Eukaryota; Metazoa; Arthropoda; Insecta; Hymenoptera; Agaonidae
Product: histidine-rich glycoprotein
Exons: 1
Coding region: 23-799 (258 amino acids)
Source: RefSeq, a predicted model, not a curated record